AUGCGUAGAUUGACUAGAGAAGAAAGAGAUAAUUGUUUAAGGCUCUUACACGAAGGCAAGACACAGCAAGAAAUUGCAGAUUUUUACAAUGUGCACCAAAGCCGCAUAUCCAGGCUUCAAACCAGAUUUCGGAUAACUGGAGACCACAAUUACCAGUACGGUGCCGGCAGGGGAAAUCAUUUAGCAAUACCCAAUAAUCAAAACAUUAGAACUAAAGAAAUCGAGAAGACAACAAAAUAUGAACAGCUGACGAUAGAAAUUCUGAAAGUAUGGCAACUGGAAAAAGUGGAAAUAAUCCCCAUAAUAGUAUUCUCUAUGGGAUUAGUACCAAAGAGCCUGAAGAUCAAUCUAGGCAAGCUAAACCUACAUGACAAAAUAUCAGCGGACAUGCAAAAAGCAGUUGUCAUAGAUGCCGUAAGUAAACUAACUGCAUGUGUAGUUUCUUCACAAGAAGAUCAAGCAGUUAAUAGCAUAAUAUCCAAAAAAGAAAAAAUAAACCAUGAAUCACUAAAAACUAAUAAACAAAACGGCAUUAUUAGUGAUAGCACUGCUGGAGCUUGCAAAAGAACUAGUAGAAGAAAACGGUGCAGGUGA
Messenger RNA from Ceutorhynchus assimilis (cabbage seed weevil), 594 nucleotides. The record is from the annotation of a GenBank genome assembly. Lineage: Eukaryota; Metazoa; Arthropoda; Insecta; Coleoptera; Curculionidae.